AUGCCCUAUCGUUCCGCAGUCCUCGAGUUCACCAGCCCACAAAGGCUCAUGAACUGGUUGAGAGACUUGCCACCGGGAGUUAGAGGAAACGUGAGGAAGGUUUCUUUCUACAAAAGCAGUGUUGCUGGCCUGAUAUCACGAGAAACAGCUAGUGAUAGUAACGUUGGAGCCCAGCAACACGACUGGCUCAUUGAGGCCUGUAGCUCGCUUCAAGGUCUAGAACGCGUUCACCUCGGUACUUAUACGAGGACGUUCGAUACAGAACUGACUGCGGGUGUCGAGUUCCUCCAAGAACAACUCGUCAAGUCGGACGGAAGGAAGGUGGAAGUAGUCCUGCGAACCCGCGUGCUAUCUUAG
Molecule: messenger RNA, 357 nt
Organism: Alternaria novae-zelandiae
Lineage: Eukaryota; Fungi; Ascomycota; Dothideomycetes; Pleosporales; Pleosporaceae
Exons: 2
Coding region: 1-357 (118 amino acids)
Source: RefSeq, a predicted model, not a curated record